Zerene cesonia (dogface butterfly) is the source of this 4528-nucleotide messenger RNA. RefSeq names its product GRB2-associated-binding protein 1 (gene dos). NCBI's taxonomy places the organism in Eukaryota, Metazoa, Arthropoda, Insecta, Lepidoptera, Pieridae. The record is from RefSeq and is a predicted model, not a curated record. The transcript is spliced from 11 exons. Bases 124 to 1599 code for a protein of 491 amino acids.
CUGUCAUUCACAGCGAGCCGUUCUCACUUCGCAGUUCACUGUUGUAAAAGCAGAGCUUGUAUGAGUAAAUGGUGCAUCUAAACAAAUUUUGUUGUGACUCAUUAUUGUGGAUUAAAACUUAAAAUGUCGAACGAUCCACUGGCUAAAUAUAUAGUGCUUGAGGGCUGGCUCACAAAAUCGCCGCCUUCAAGGAGGAUUUUCAAAACUAAAUGGCGAAGAAGGUGGUUUAUCUUGCGGCAAUCGGGUGAACUUCCAGGCCAAUAUUACCUGGAAUACUUUUCUGAUCGAAACCGCAGACGUAUCAAAGGCUCCAUAAAUCUCGAUCUCUGUGAACAGGUGGAUGCAGGUUUGCAUAUGUCUCGCAGCGGCAAUGGCAUUCUGAAUCCGAGGAUGCGUGGCUGCGUGUUUUCUCUCCAAACACACACGCGAACCUUCCACAUGGAGGCAGAUUGUGAGAGCGAGAUGGAGAAGUGGGUAGAUGCUAUUUGCAGAGUGUGCGGGCUCCGGCCAACAUGCAGACCGCCAGCGGAAGUCAAGAAAAGUACAUAUCAAAACAGCACAAUGACGGUUAUGAAUGAUCAGUACGAAUUCGCGGAAGGUACCGGACCUUAUAUACCGAUAUCUGAGUGCAUUACAGGAGUCCGAGCGCCGGAUUCCCAAAGAACCUUCACCUUCGAUCCCAAUAAUAUUAUUAUUGGAUCGAAGUCUUCCUUCGACGCUGUUUCUGAAAAAAGUCAACAAAUAUACCUUAGCCACCCUCAAAUUCGCGUUAAUAACGUUGAUUUUUCUGAAAACGAGUCUAAUUUAAGUGAUGAGGAAUGCAAAUCGCUUAAUGCUAGUCAAUCUAAUAUAGAGAGUUGGUCGCUCGCGCGGUCUUACGUACGGCCGGGGCCUCAGGACCGGGUGUAUGCCAUCAGGGCCUCUACUAGCGGGAAUAACCCUUCAACCAGCUCCAAUCAGACGGAGAGGAAUCCGCUCGGCGUCCCGAGGAGGCUAGAAGUCACUGAGGAAGGACCACCCGUACCGCCCAGACCGCCGAAGACUAUCGGCCUCAACAGGGAGCAUCGAGAGUCUUUCCAAGGACCGAGGCUUCAAGAGCCGGAAUUUGAUCGAUCUCAACCGUUCCCAUGGAUGCGCCCGGCCCGUCCCGUGUCCCAUGCCGCUACCCAGUCGGUGCCUUACCGACCGAGAACUGAAGACGAAGAGGAGUGUUGCCUAUCAAAUUCGCUCCAGCAGUACUGCAACUUGACCUCUCUGCCGCCGAUCGUAGACCGCGCUCUCAAGCCGCGCAUCUCGGUACAGCCGAGCACUAGCGUAGGCCACGUGAAUCAAGUGGGCCAGGUCUUCCAGCUACCCCCACAGCCGUCAACGAGCCGCGCUCCACCUCGCAGAGCCUCUGAUGUACUGCAAUAUUUAGAUCUUGAUCUUAGUAGCCCCAAGAGUCCGACUAAGAAUCAAGAUGGCGUUCGCCGCGUGCACCACGCAAAGUCCUUCUCUGCCGAAUCGCGCGCAGACUACAAAACAGUAGAUUUCGUUAAGACGGAAGCAUUCAACAUCACCCGCCAGGACGCAGAAGCUUCCCGAAGCGUGCAGCAAUGAUUAAACCCGAUAUACGCGAAAGUAUACAAGAAAUGUAUUAAUAAAAACGAUUUAUUCAUACAUUAAACUGUAUACUCUUUCGUAUACUGUGUAUUGCUACCAGUGAUUCGGACGAUUUGAGAUAUAGUGGACAUUUUAGCGUAAGUUUAGUUAUAAACGUACCUGUUACCUUCGAGUAUUCAAUAAGUGUUUUCCUUUGCGCGUUACAAUGGUUAUAUACUUCAUUAUUUAUGUUACAUUUUAUGUAUUUUUAAUUGCAUUUUGUAUAGGUUUGGUUUGUUAUCAAUCAAAAUCAUAAUUUCAUCAUUUUUAUCAUUAUGCAUAUAGCUUUAUAAGUAUAGGAUAUAUUAAGAUGUAGGUUAUAGUUUAUUAUAUGUGAUGUUAUAAGUUUUCACGCUCUUAUUCAUUGCAUCACACAUUAUUGUGAUAUAUAUUUUAUAUGUCAUCAAAAUUUUCAGGUAUUUUAUACCUAUAUAUAAAUGGAUUUUAAAUUUUUUUUUAUGUCCAACAUAAACUUCUUUUUUUUGCUUUUCAAAAGUGAUUAUGUCUAUUUUUGUUUGUUUAACAUCUCUUAUAUCCUUAAGCUGUAUAAGUACUUGAGCGCAUCGCCCUAUUGUUCUUGGCUCAAUGUAUGCAAUAAGUAUGAACUAUAAUCUGAAAUGUAUAUAGGCAGUAACGCAAUUCUGCGAGUAUGGGGAAUACAGUUUUGAUCUUAAUAUAAUACUAAAAUUUUGUUUAUAGUUCAAAUGAAAGGGUAAAUAGUUCUUUCACAAAUGUGAAGGCUUUAAGUAAUUUGCAAUCGCAUUUAUCAAAUCAACUCACCUUUGCGUUUCUCGCUUAAUAGUCCCUUACGCAUUCUUAUAAAGGUGUGUGUAUACACGGUAAUAAUUGCGCACAAGUCUUAGAACGAGAACGUUUAAAGAUAACACUUCACGUGCGACAAAAAAGUCGAGACAAAGUCGUAAGACAAGAGCGUUAGUGUGUACCAAACGUCAUUCCUAACUAAAUUCCCCUGGUGGUUUUUAAUAUGAUUUUCGUCUUGCGGUUGGACAUAACGAAUUUAUUAUUACAAUAAAACCCCAAAUUAGAGAUGAAGCUUUAAGUAGUAGAAUGCUAUAGAUGUGAAAUUUAAUAUAAAUUCGCGUUUUCAAUUUGAGAAUCCUUGCCCUCGAUUGUUUGUCAUUUUUGAUAACAUUUACAAAAUUCAAAUGCGCACAAAAUUUCACCUACAAUUCUUUUCAUUCUGACGUAAAAUAUUAUAUUUGUCGUUGAAAAACACGCGUUGACUGUUUAUACCAAAAUGUAUAACUCAACAAUUGUUAUAGAUUUAUUGUCAUCUCAUUUUUGGCAUCCGGAAAUAGAAUUAAAUAGCCUGGUGUUACAAUACAGCACUAAAUUAAUUAUGAAAUCGAUACUUUAUAAUGUUUCUCAUUUUUCGAAUUAAUCUUGAUAGGUUUUAAUUAUUUUUCAUAUCUGUGAAAAUGUCAAAAUGUGUGAUCAUAAUUUGGCAUUUUCACAGGUAAAGCAAAAAUUAAUUUUUAAUUUGGACAUCUGUACAUCGUUUACUAUUAUGUUUUCCUGAAACAAUAUAUUUUUUUCACACCGGGCUACUUUACGGCACUUACAACUUGAACUAAAUUAAUUAUUGGAUUCUCUUAUUUAAAAUGCGUAUGAAAUUUAGUAAAAAUGGAACCUCUUUCACGAAACAUACUUUAAUUGUGAAAAAUUAUAAAAGAAACAAAACCCCUAAAGCUUUUAGAAAAAUGUGGUAAACUCUAAUCACACAUCCUCAGACUUAAAUAUAUUUUGGAAUAACCAAUCUCGGCUUAUAUAGACUAAUCUAAAUAUCUAAUUAGUAGAUAUUUAAAAAAAAAUAGUGAGAUUUACAUUGUUCUAGUAUUAUACCAUUUUAAAACUUUAUGAUCAUUACUCCUUUACACGAAAUGUAUUAUAUAUACUAAUAUGUUGGUUAUGUAAUGUUUCUUUCGAAUCAUUCACAUACUUUUUGAUCAUAGGACUGUAUUUUUACAUUGUUAUAUUAAUACUAUGUUAAGUUCAUAUUUACUGUAGGAUCUAUCGCACAAUGAAGGAAUUGUUAUACAAUAAGUUUUUAAUAUGUAAAAUUUUAUUAAAUUUUAAGACUUCAAUCAUAGGUAAAUUUUUAACACAACAGUGAGAGUUUUAAUAAGUAUUUGUAAAAAUUUAGUGAGAUACAAGGCCUUUAUAUUCCCACCUGUUUACAGGGAAUAUAUGAGCUGGCCCCACAGGCGUGUAGGAACGACAUUGUGUGGAACAUUAUUAUUCAGGGUAUAGACAUGUUAUAGAAUAGAUUGUUCUACGAACAUCUAGAACAUAAUCGAAACAGUGUUGUUAAAUAGUGAGAGUCGUUUAUAAAUUUUCUAAUAACAAUAGUUUUGAGCUUUACAUGAAUAUAUAUUUCUUCUAGUUUAUAAUAUAAAUAUAAUAUUAAUGUAAUUUCGUUGAUGCCGUCUUCAGUAAGAUCUUGUAAAAAAUUUAUAUGGCAUAGUUAGUUGUUGGACCUGGUUUUGUUGAAUACGGAGAAAAGUAUAUUUUUAUAAAUGUUACAAUAUAUAUAGGAAAAAUAAUAGACCCUGUAUAUCAGAUUACGUAGCGAUAAAAAUAUAUUCUUCUGAUUCGAUAAUAGAAGUAGGCCGGGUUUGCCCACACGUGGGGGAGAUACUUUUUAAGACCAAAAGUUUUGAUACUACAGAUUAAAUAUAAUAUGCGUGGAUAAUAAAGGGAUUGGCUUGUUUGUGCCUUGACUUAGUGAGAUAUUAAAGGAAUAUAGUGAGAAUUUAAAUACAAUUCAAUGUCGUUGCUGCACAGGGGGGUCCGCGCUCAUUGAAAAUUUAAUAGUUAUAUCAAUCAUCGCCAAGCAGUUAUAGCUAUUUAGCUAAAAUCGUUUAUU